Messenger RNA from Sorex fumeus (smoky shrew), 1399 nucleotides. It is a transcript of the gene LYSMD1, whose product is annotated as LysM domain containing 1. Bases 1 to 672 code for a protein of 223 amino acids. The record is from RefSeq and is a predicted model, not a curated record. The transcript is spliced from 3 exons. NCBI's taxonomy places the organism in Eukaryota, Metazoa, Chordata, Mammalia, Eulipotyphla, Soricidae.
AUGGCGGCGCCGUCCCGGCAGGCCCCGGCCGGCGUCCCGGCGCUGCUGGGCGGGGGCCGCGCGCGCUCCUACGGGAGCCUGGUCCGCGCCGCCUGCUCGCCGGUGCGGGAGCGGCGCCUGGAGCACCCGCUGGCGCCCGGGGACACGCUGGCCGGGCUGGCGCUGCGCUACGGGGUCACGAUGGAACAGAUUAAGCGUGCAAACCGCCUUUAUACGAACGACUCCAUCUUCCUGAAGAAAACUCUCUACAUCCCCAUCCAGACAGAGCCCAGAGACAUCUUCAGUGGUCUGGAUUCUGAUGACGAGAAGGAUGGAGAGGAGGGCCAGUCAAGCAAGGAGGAUGUUUGCCCGCACUCAGCGGAGAGGACAAAGACAGAGCGAGGUUUGGGCGGUGCCAAUGUAGCCGCCACAGGCCAGGAGCCCGGCCCGGAUCUCUCUGCCUCGGACUUCCUCAAGAAGCUGGACUCCCAGAUCCGCCUGUCCAAGCAGGCCGCUGCCCAGAAGCUACAGGGUGGGGAUAUCAGGACACUUACGGCAGAUGCAGGACACUCACAGCCGCCCUCGAGCUCCCCCCGGAUGCAGCAGCAUGCUGUGCUUGGGCCUGUACCGCUAACCCGGACCUCUCGCACCCGGACACUGCGGGACCAGGAGGAUGAGAUCUUCAAACUGUGAUGCCGUGGCCCCAGCAGAAGUGCCCCGCGGAAGCAGCUGCUGUUGGGGAAGAGACCGCCGUGAGGCCGAGGGUGUGGCUCCUUGCCACUGCCGCCUCCUGGCCCUCCCAGGCCAGGUCCUGGUGCAAGGCUAGUGGCCGGGUGGACCCUCCUCGGCGGUCCUGAGGGGAGCGCUGCCCUCUAGAUCAGGUGCUCCGGAUGUCCCGGCGUGCCUCUUGGCCUUAGAACAGGGAGGCAGGAACCCCGUUCCCCAACCCAGUCUGCCCACUUCCUGCCCGUCUCCAGUUUUGUAAUCUUAUUUAUUUGGUGCUAUACUGAAGUCCUAUUUAUUUGCUCACUCUUACUCUGUCCCCUCUUCACCGACAGUUGGGGCUUCUACAGUCCUCAGGCCAGGUAUCCCAGGAAUUGAGGGCAAGCUGGUCCCCGCCUGCUUAACCAAGUUUAGGAUUAGAAGGCGGUAGGUGUGGCCAGCCCUACUGUGGGGUGUUUGGACAGGGCUAGGGUAGGGUGUCGCCUUCUUUACCAGCUCACUUUCUGCGUAAGUCCUGGGCUAAGAGAGCAGGGCGGAAGCUCUGGCAGGCUCCAGGCCACCCCCGACCCGCCUCUGCUGGGGAGGCUCAGGGCUGGAGAGGGGGUGGAAGUGAGUCUGGGGGGGCUCUGCUAGGCCCCCCAGGCCCACCUGUCUGGGACUAGCUGCUCACUACGUUAUCUGCUGCUCGUAGCCAGAC